Heterostelium album PN500 is the source of this 1968-nucleotide messenger RNA. RefSeq lists its product as uncharacterized. Gene Ontology annotation, molecular function: zinc ion binding. The record is from RefSeq and is a predicted model, not a curated record. Lineage: Eukaryota; Evosea; Eumycetozoa; Acytosteliales; Acytosteliaceae. Bases 1 to 1968 code for a protein of 655 amino acids. The transcript has a single exon.
AUGACACAAUGUAUUGAACAUAAUAAAGAUCUUGAUUUAUUGUGUACAGUUUGUAAUGUUAUUAUAUGUUAUCGUUGUCUUGUUUCAAAACACAAUGAACAUCAUACACUUCAUAUCGAUGACAUCAAACAAUCGCUUUUAAAUAUAGAUUAUUCUGUUGUUAUAGAUAAAAAUAAAAAAGAAAAGAAUAAUAAUAAUGAUAAUAAUAAUGAAGAUGACAAAGAUCAAGACAAGGAUAUCAUUGAUAUAGAUAAAAUAAAGGAUGAUAACAAUAAGAAUGAUGAUAAAGAUAAUAAUAGUAAUAGUAAUUAUAAUAAUGAUAUGAUUAAAAUGAGAAUAGAAUGGCUAUGGGAAAAAGUAAACAAUACAGUCAAUCAUAUUCAGACACUUACCGAAAUGGAGAAUGAAAUCAGUAAUCAUUUCAAACGUUAUUAUGAAAUGUUAAUGAAAGAAGAGAGUAAAUUAAAGAAACCGUUCACCGAUGAAAUCGAAAAAACCAAACAACAACUCGAUAAACUAAUCAAAGAAAUACAAUCAUUACACAAUAUCAUUCAAUCAAUCACUCCAACUCUUAAGUCACAUGAAAAAGACAGUAAUGAUCUUGAUAAUAAUAAUAUUAAAGAUGAUAAUGGGAUUCUAUCAGAUUCAACAAUCAAUUAUUCGCUUGAAACAUUGAUUGAAUCAAUUGAACAAUCAAAAUCACUAGAACAAUUCAUUCAUAAUAACAGUAAUACAAUAUUCAAUAUUCAACAACAAAACAACAAUGAAAUCAUUGAAUAUCUAAAGAAUAACAAUGAAAUCAACAAGAAUAAAAGACAUAAGAAUAAUGAUAACAACAAGACAGAUAAUAAUAAUCUCCAAGAUUAUUCAAUUUUAGAAAUCAUUCGUAAUCACAUUAAUAAUCAUAGAAUCAAUGACAAAGAUUUAGAGCAUAUGAAUUGUGGUGAUGUUUCAGUUUCCGAAAGUAGCAAACAUCUAGGUUAUUUUGAUGGAAUCAGACAUUUCAUUCAAAAAUCGAUUGAUGUUGAAUUUUAUCUCAAACAACCCAACAACAACAGAUACAUUAUCGCAACGGACGAAGAGGAUGAUUUAAACAUAACAUUUUACAAAUGUAAAUUUGAAUCUCGCAAUCAAUUGGAAUUGAUGGAGAAAGAGUCGAACGAGCUUGCCGGUUUGAUUGAUUCAUUUACAAAUCAAAUCAUUAUAUUUGCAUCAUCCAACACCACCAUCUAUAUAUUCUUCAUCUUUUCUUUCGUUGCUUACUCGAUGAUUGAUGGAGCUUUCAGAGUGGUAGAAUUUCAAUCUUCUUCUCAUCUUGCAAGAUUCCUAGGUCAACCUACAAGUUACUACGUCGAUCCAUUCUACAUCUAUUUCUAUGGCAGAACAUUGAAAGGUACAAUGAUAGUCAGAUUCAAUACAAUGUUGGGGGAAUUCGAACACUUGUAUUCAGAUUCACAAUUAAACAUCACUCCUGUGGCUAUUUUUAACGAAUUCUAUGAUCCAGAGAUGCAUAGAUACACAAUUCACUAUGAUAGUCAAUCAAAACAAAUCGUGUUGGUUCUAUAUGUCAGUUUUUCGACUAUAGUAAAACGUACUCUAUCCAUUGUACAUGAUGUUGUCUCGCCAAAAUACAUAAGCUACCUCUUCAGAGGAGAAAAAAUGGUUUACAUUUACUAUGGUGAUGGAAAACUAGAUUAUUUCUUGCAUGUAAACUUCAACUUGGCACCACUAAAGUUAGAAAUUAAAAAGCUUGACGCUAUUGGAGGAUGUGCAAUACCAGAUGCACAAAACAACGAAUUGUUAGUUUUGCCACCAAUUAUUUACAACGAAGAGAAACAUGAUGAAAAGAUGUAUCUUUUCACCAAAGAUGAAAGUUUUGUCUAUUCUCAAAAAGGUAGACAAUGGAAAAAAUCUCAUAUAAAGACAACUAAUAUUAAAUUUAUAACAGAUACAAAAGAUUACCUUUAA